UUAUAUUUUUAUAACUUUGUUAUAGCGUUAGGCUCCAGUAUUUUGCAUUUUUAUUUUGGAAAAAAUGCCUAUAACAUUGUACCAUUGGGCUGCAAGUGCUCCAUCAAGAUGUGCAUAUUUAACAUUGAAAACGUUGGGAUUAGAAUUUGAAGUAGUAUUGGUAAAUUUACAGGAAGGAGAACAAUUAAAUCCAGAUUUUAUGAAGUUGAAUCCACAACAUAUAGUACCAACACUAGAGGAUAAUGGGUUCUAUUUAUGGGAGAGUCGUGCAAUAGCUUCAUAUCUAGUUGACAGAUAUGCACAGGUUGAUACUUUAUAUCCCAAAAAUUUAGAAAAACGUGCCAUUGUCAAUCAAAGAUUAUAUUUUGAUGCGACUACAUUAUAUCCAGCUGUUCGUAAUGUUUGUAGACCAAUUAUAUAUGAUAAAGAAAGAACUAUACCAGCUGAGAAAAAGGAAACAUUACAAAAUGGGUUAAAAUAUUUAGAUUACUACUUAGAACACGAUGAUUUUACUUGUGGUAAAGCAUUAACCAUUGCUGAUAUUUCACUUUUUGCAACAGCUACAUCUGUUCAGGCAAUUGGGUGGGAUCUUACACGGUUUAAAAAUAUUGAAAAGUGGAUACGAAGAUGCACAAACCAUAUUGAAGGCGUUAAUGAAAAUGUAAAAGGAUGUAAAGAGUUUGCGGCUCUCGUGCAUAAGCACUUAGAACCGAAUCAAUUAUAAAUAUAUUGGAAAUAAAAUUAUUUUAUAAAUGUU
Messenger RNA from Chrysoperla carnea, 757 nucleotides. Its product is annotated as glutathione S-transferase 1-1-like. NCBI's taxonomy places the organism in Eukaryota, Metazoa, Arthropoda, Insecta, Neuroptera, Chrysopidae. Gene Ontology annotation, molecular function: glutathione transferase activity. Gene Ontology annotation, biological process: glutathione metabolic process. Bases 65 to 724 code for a protein of 219 amino acids. The record is from RefSeq and is a predicted model, not a curated record. The transcript is spliced from 4 exons.